Messenger RNA from Pseudo-nitzschia multistriata, 2475 nucleotides. Lineage: Eukaryota; Bacillariophyta; Bacillariophyceae; Bacillariales; Bacillariaceae. The record is from the annotation of a GenBank genome assembly.
AGAGAGAAAAUCACGGUCCGACAUUAAGUCCUGUACCGUACGGUAACUGGUACCGCACGUAAUAGAUUACAACCAUCGUCGAAACUGGACUCGUGUAGUCAUUCACACCUGGAGACCAAAUCGAUCUUUGAUACGCUCUUUUACGCCAUGCGUAUCUAGGGACUAGGGUCAUUCAGAAUGGAUUGUGUGUCUCUCGAACAAGAACUAGCUUCGGCCAAGAGCGCUUUGGCAAAGCUCGAGGAGAAACAACGACAGCAACAAGAAAACGAGGAGGAGGACGGUUGGGGCGAAGACUUCAAUGAUGUCCAGGAUACACCAUCGAGCGUCUUAGAGAGACUUCUUUUGCUUCAAAUAACAACCGACUCGUUGGACCUCUCACAAGACUACCUGUCGUUUCUGGAAACCACUCGGGGUAUACUCGGUGAAAGCUGUGACGACAAGGACGGCAACGAUGUUUUCAUCGAGCACGACGCGUUAUUGGCCCAUGCGCAACUCUGCGAAGAAUUGGCACAUCAAGUAAUCUUGAAGCAUGCUACAACAAUCAUGGAUGCAUGCCCGGCAUUAUACGAAGAAGCAUAUCUCCCACUGUUUGGAUACGUGCACGAAUGCCUAGUGACGUUGUUUCGAGACGAAUUGCAAUCCUCCCGCUAUCCAACAGCACAAGGUUGUAAAAAUCUUCUGAAUAGCAAAACUGGCAUUGAACACCUCGCCUCUAUUUGUCAGCACGUCGUUCGAUUGGAAAAAAUUCACGAGGAAACUGUAAAUGCUGUAGAAGGCGUCGAAGUAGCAACAAACGGCAACACCGCUAUGUUAGAACUCUUUCAUCCUCUAUUGGACCGCGUGUACUUCCAUUUCAUCAAUACCGCAAGCAAUAAUGGCGAUAACGRCGAAUUGCCGCUCACAGUCACCCGAAUCGAUCGGCUUCCCGAAUGGUUAUUGAAUUAUGUAAACAGCAAUUUUCUGCAGGAGCAAGGUCCAUUUGAAGUGGUGGUAUCGGUAAUGGGCCCUCAAUCGGCCUCGCAAUUUUGUGAGGAACUWGUCCGACUGAUUGAGUGGGUUUUGGUCGAGCAGAGAAAGUUUUUCGACGAUCCUGCAAUUGUUGGUCCCAAAUCAAAUCCACAAGCUCUUCUCCAAUCGAUAGAACAGUUUUUGGAAUUUGAUUCGGCACUUMUAGAACUGUUAGCAGAUACAACAAGCACAAGUGAUAACAUGAAUUCCGCAGCUGUGAAAAAGUCCACUAUAAAUUUACCCGUGACUCCAUUUUCGGGCCUGAUGGAUCUAUUAGUUGCUUCGAGUGAUGAUCUUUUUGACUGGUGGAUUCAACGAGAACGAGAGUCUGUCUUUUCGACGCUUUUCUCAGAUGAAAGCGAAGACGACAACACUUCCAAAACACAACUAGCGAGCCAUAUCUCGCCACGAGCCGAACUCUUUUGUGCCCUGAUUAGGUCUGUACAGUUGAAGGCCUCCACUUUGACGGUUCCAGGAAAAUACCUCAGAGAGGUGGCCGUACCCAUUUGUUCACAAUUUGUGGAUGCCCUUCACGAGACUUCGGUGGAUUUGCGAAAUCGCUUGGUACAGCAGCACAACGGACAGCAAGCUUCGCCCCAGACUAGUGGCAUAGUAGACUCGGAAAAGCAACUGCUCGUUUCAAACAUAAACGAAUGGAUUGAAAUUAUCAAUGGAACGCAAUUGGCAUCCCAACUAUUGCUCUCGAAGGAGCGGGCGGUCAGUAGUCAAAGCGAUCACGAUUUGGGGCGCUUUGGGAGAUCUCUCGAACGAUUAGUGGAAGUUAUGAUGGAUGAAUUUGCCGUGACAUUCGUCGAGACGACUCUGAUGGAGCAAGCCAAAUUUGCGAACUAUUUGAUGUUAGCCUCACAUAUAUUAGCAAGUCCUGAAUUCGCCGAAGAAACCAAGACAUGGAAGAGUGGCAUCACGGUAGAACUUGAAGAUACAAAGACUGUCCUGCAGUAUUUUCAAGAAACAUGUGAUUCGAUUCUUCAACCAGAGAAAAGCUUGGAUGACGAUCUAGGGAUAGUAGAAGAACACCUUUCCUCCUUCGCGCCUUUGGGAAUGCGCGCCCGUGUUGCCGAUCGAAUAGUAGACAAACUUCUUGAGGUUGCACUAGAUUCCAACCAGGUAACACCUGAUAUUUGGCUCGAGGGGGCAAAAAUCUUUGCCCACGACGUCCAAGUGCUUGUUGGGUCAUUUUCUGACAUUCCAGUCGUCAAUCGUCUACUGGAUGUUACGAAGUUUAUGACACAGGAUUAUGACUCAUUCUUUGGCUUAUUUUCUGCGAUCGGCGGUCUGAUGGGGUCGGAUGCCUUUCUCGACAUUGAGGAACUGAAUGCCGAUACAACAUUACACGAAGAGGCUACCAGCAUGCUAAAAGCCAAGAAUAUAAACUGCCGUUUGGAGUACGCAGUUUCCAUACUGAAUCGGAGGAGGAGCUAAGCUAACUUUUAAGUCAAUCGUCUA